AUGGAUGUACAAAAAUGUUUAAAACAAAAAUUAAAUAAUAGAGCUAAUAAUUUCAGAAAAAGAGCAAAAAAAAAAGGUCUCAAAGCUACUAUACCAAAUAUGCAAGUUGCAAGUAGUGAUGAUGAGCCAAAAAUAAUGCAACAAUUGACUAAUAUUUUUAAGAGAUAUACAGUAAUGAACAAAGAAAAUAUGGAUUUAUCCUUUAGAUCUA
This is a messenger RNA of Cetraspora pellucida, 211 nucleotides long. The record is from the annotation of a GenBank genome assembly. Lineage: Eukaryota; Fungi; Glomeromycota; Glomeromycetes; Diversisporales; Gigasporaceae.